Xenopus tropicalis (tropical clawed frog) is the source of this 565-nucleotide messenger RNA. RefSeq names its product murinoglobulin-1-like. The coding region runs from base 1 to 510 and encodes 169 amino acids. Gene Ontology annotation, cellular component: extracellular region. The record is from RefSeq and is a predicted model, not a curated record. The transcript is spliced from 4 exons. NCBI's taxonomy places the organism in Eukaryota, Metazoa, Chordata, Amphibia, Anura, Pipidae.
AUGGAACUUUCAGUGCUUUUGGAAAAAUCCAAGAGAGAUCCUGAGGGAAGUUCAUGGUUGACAGCUUUAUCUUUAUACACAUUUCAGAAAAUAAAGCAAUAUACAUUAGUAGAUCCAACAGUCAUAAAUCAGGCGCUGAUUGCUCUUGAGAAAAGCCAGGACCUUCAAUCAGGAUGUUUUAAAGUCUCGGGGACUCUGUUUAACAGUGAACUCAAGGGUGGCGCUGAAAAUGAAAUCAGCUUUACGGCCUAUGUGGUUGCAAUUCUGAUGGAGACGAACUACCCAGGAGCGCAAACCCUUCUGCGUAAUGGCUUGGGCUGCCUGGACGCAGCAUCCAGGAGAGAGCAAACGCUGUAUAACCUGGCUUUGCUCUUCUACGCAUUCAGUUUAUCUGGGAAUGAAGAGAGGAGGAAUGCUACAUUGUCUAAACUGAAGAAAUUGGCAAUUCACGAAAGUAAGAAUUUCCCAGGGACGUUAGAUUAUCAGAUGUCUUUCUUAGAUUCACAGUGAAAUUGAGCAGAACCUCUUGGCAAGAAAAUGGUUUUAGGGUAGGCUGGGUAGGCUU